AAAUAUUUUUCUGUAUUAUUAGUUAACAUCAAACUUUUCUGUUGUGUUUAUAAGUGUUUAUUUGUUGUUAUUUAGAAAAAAAUUAUUAAUAAAAUAAUGGAUACAAAUGUGGAGUAUACUUUACAAGAUACGUAUGAAGAUUUAACAGAUUUGAAACAAUGUUUGUGUAAAGAAAUUGAUGAUUUAACAAUUGAGAUAAAACAUAACAAAAUUAGUGCUUUGAAAACAUCAUGCACAUCAGAUGAAGUGAUAACGAAACAACGCACGUUGGCUAAUAGUAUAUGGAAAUAUAUUCCUAAUAAACCUCCUAAAAAUUAUCCUAUACCUAAUACAAUUGAUAUUCAUAUAGAUACACUUGAUGAUUUAGAAAAAGAGAUCGUUAAUGCUAAAAGUUUGUUAAACAAAACGAUUGAAGAAUUGCACAACAUCGAAAAGGAUAUUAAUUAUUUAGAAAAUAAAAGGAACGAUUUUAAUAAGAUGCGUGAAAAGUAUUUAACUACUGUACAAUUACUCGAGAAUAAUACGUAUGAACAAGAAUUACGAAUGAGUAAAAAAUUAUUUAAAGAAGCUAAACAAGAUUUACGUGAAUUAGUGGACUUAUUAUUUCCACAAAAUAAAAACUUCUCUAAUAUUCUGUCAGAAUUGGUAAUGGCGUAUGCAAAAGGCGGUGAUGAUAUUUAUGUGGAUAUGAGACCAGAAAUAUUAGAUUGCGUUAAAUAUUUAGUGGAAGCAGAUAUUGUUAUGUAUCAUCCUAAUGAUAAAAAUAAAAUUAAAAUGAAUGACUUGUUAUGAAAUAAUGAAAA
Polistes dominula (European paper wasp) is the source of this 803-nucleotide messenger RNA. RefSeq lists its product as uncharacterized. NCBI's taxonomy places the organism in Eukaryota, Metazoa, Arthropoda, Insecta, Hymenoptera, Vespidae. The record is from RefSeq and is a predicted model, not a curated record.